Molecule: messenger RNA, 633 nt
Organism: Fusarium keratoplasticum
Lineage: Eukaryota; Fungi; Ascomycota; Sordariomycetes; Hypocreales; Nectriaceae
Product: Nitroreductase domain-containing protein
Exons: 2
Coding region: 1-633 (210 amino acids)
Biological process (GO): cellular response to oxidative stress
Source: RefSeq, a predicted model, not a curated record
AUGUCUCCCUCCAUCACCGCCGAUCAGUUCCUCGCUGCUGCCAAGCACCGACGAACCGUUUACGGACUUAAGGACACUUCUCCUGUUUCCGACGACCGUAUUGAGAAGAUCAUCACUGAGGUCCUCUCUUUCUCUCCCUCCUCCUACAACACUCAGCCCGGUCGCAUCACCCUCGUCCUUGGUGAGAAGCACAAGCAGCUUUGGGAUGUAGUUAUCGAGACCGCCGAGCCUAUCCUCAAGGGGGCUGGUCCUGGUGUUUGGGACGCCAUGGGUCCCCGCUUCCAGGCUUUCAAGAACGCUUACGGUUCCGUCCUGUUCUGGGACAGCGGAGAGACCAUCAAGAGCUCCCAAGAGACCCACCAGUCCGCCGCCCACAUGUUCCCCCAAUUCGCCGACCACGCCAGCGGCAUGGCCCAGAUCCUCGUCUGGACCGCCCUCGAGCUCGAGGGCUUCGGCGCCAACCUUCAGCACAUGGGUGCCAUUCCCCCUGUUGAGGCUGCCCUCAAGAAGUUCCUCGAGGUUCCUGAGGACUACAGCCUCAAGGCUAACCUGAACUUUGGCGAGCUGGCUCAGCCUCAUCCCGAGGUCCCGGAGAAGUUGCCUCUUAGCGAGACUCUUAAGAUUAUCAAGUAG